This is a messenger RNA of Saprolegnia diclina VS20, 1552 nucleotides long. RefSeq lists its product as hypothetical. The record is from RefSeq and is a predicted model, not a curated record. The transcript is spliced from 6 exons. Gene Ontology annotation, molecular function: GTPase activity; GTP binding. NCBI's taxonomy places the organism in Eukaryota, Oomycota, Saprolegniomycetes, Saprolegniales, Saprolegniaceae. The coding region runs from base 29 to 1513 and encodes 494 amino acids.
GAGUGGCUUUACCGCCAUUUCCCGCAGGAUGGCGUCGGUGGCAGCCCGCGCACAGCUCGAUGCGGAGCACGAGUACCUCCGGACGCGUGUGGAUCCGCUCUUGAUGCCGCUCAUCGAGACCUUGCUGUUGUACCAGCCCAGUAACGUGUACGAGUUCAUGGCGAGCUACUUGGAAAAUGGCGCGGGGGGCCUCGGACGUAUGAAGCACCUGAGCGAGGCCAACAAGUCGGUGACAGCACGCCGUCAGCGCAUGGUUACCUUCAUGUCGUCGAGCGUGCUACCUAUCAUGGAGGACCUGACACAGCGCAUCAUGCAAGAAAAGCCGAAUGACGUGCGCGCCUACUUGGUAUCGGUCGCUCACACGCGCAGCAUGGCACAUGGAAGCAACAACAACAAUGACAUUCGUGACCUCGAGUCCAAUGGGCUUUCAUCGCUCGCGAUUGCGCAUGAAGUGUAUGCGAUCGGGGACGCUGUCGAGUGUCGCUUCAAAGGCCGCCCCAAGUUUGUACCUGCGGUCAUCGAAGCCUACGACGCUGCGUCGACCACAUACACAAUUCGGUAUGACAACAACAAGGUCGAGGAGCACAUCCAUCCGAUCCUACUGCGCCGGCCCAACGCUGAGCCCGAGGUCGAGCCUGCGACGACCAAGACGCCGCGUCCGACCACGCCCCGGGCCAUGGAGCCUGUGAUCCUCCUCCUCGGUAUUGACGGCGCGGGCAAGUCGACCUUGCUCUCGACGCUCCAAGGCGACCUGGAGAAGGAGCACGGACCCAGUGCCGGCUAUACGUCCGUCAAGUUUCAAAUGGCCAAUGGUCUCGCAAUGUUUGUCGACUUGGGCGGCGGGCCCACGUUUCGGGCGGUCUGGAAGGAAUACUAUGCUGAUGCGCACGCCGUCAUUUACGUCGUUGACGCGGCAGCACCGGCGCGAUUCGCGGAAGCCGCCACGAUCCUCUCGCAGGCCAUGGAGCACCCCCUUCUUGUCGGCAAACCACUGCUCAUAUUUGCCAACAAAAAAGACUUGCCGGGCGCCGUGAACGAGAAACAGUUUUGCCGCGACCUCCAAGUCGGCAUGUACAACAACAAGAAGGUGCUGGAAUGCGUCGCCAAGGCGGGUGCCAACGCAGGGCGCGUCGACGACGCACUUGAGACGGGCCUUACAUGGAUCCUCCGGCGAGUUGAAGCCGACUACAACGAUCUGCAGGCCCGCGUGGCCUCCGACCGCGAUGCCAAGAAGAAGCGAGACGCCGAGGCGUGGGAAGCGCAGCGCCAGCGCGUCGCGAUGUUCAAGGAAGAGAACGAGCGCGCGCUCAUGGCCAAAUUCGAUAAAUACGCGCCAACAACACCAUCUCCGGUCGCGUCGCACGCCGAGACCACGUCCGUACCGACCUGCUCCCAUUGCAAAACAGCCGACGCUGCCACCAAGUGCGCAGCCUCCAAGUGGAUGCCCGUUUGUUUGAGUUGCGCGACCGAGCUCAAACAGCAAGCGGCGACUGAAAAGCAAAAGGGGGCGUGAUCGAGUGACGGCGUAGUACAUACAACCACCCUCUGUUGG